Messenger RNA from Harmonia axyridis, 2685 nucleotides. Its product is annotated as N-acetylgalactosaminyltransferase 6-like. The transcript has 10 exons. Gene Ontology annotation, cellular component: Golgi apparatus. NCBI's taxonomy places the organism in Eukaryota, Metazoa, Arthropoda, Insecta, Coleoptera, Coccinellidae. The coding region runs from base 234 to 2024 and encodes 596 amino acids. The record is from RefSeq and is a predicted model, not a curated record.
UACCUUUUUCAAUAAAGGUCGACAAGUUUACCUUACCGUUACUUCGAUAUGCAUUCCAAUUAAUUUUAGAAUCUGAGUAGCAAUCUGAAAUCAUUUUAUCUUAUCUAAUCUUUCAUUUUUCAAACAAAUAUAGGUGAUUAUUGUAAUCUGACCGCGAAUUCUGUUGCAAUUUAAUUUUAUUUAUCAAAAAAUGCCAACAAAAUUUCGAUAUAUAACACAAUACUAAAUGUUUUAUGAUGAGAAGGAAUUUCAAGACAAUAUACAAGUUUUUCUUCAUCGCAGGAAUAUCCGUUGUAUGUACAGUUUUACUAUACAGAAUAUUCAUAAAAAACCCCAAAAAUGAGAUUUCUUUUCGGGAAUCAUUUCUUAAGAAAGCAGUAUUUGGUCCAGAAGAUGUCCUCAUCCUCAAUGGUGAAAAAAUUGAUUGGCAUAAUUAUCAAUUGAUCGAAGAGGAUUCUAAAAAGAAAGGACCUGGAGAGCAAGGGAAAUCUGCCGUUUUAAAAAAUAACGAGAUGGAAAAUUAUGAAGAACUAUACAAAGUGAAUGGUUUUAAUGCCGCAUUGAGUGAUAAGAUAGCAUUAGAUAGAUCAAUUCCUGACAUAAGACAUUCUGGUUGCAAGAGCAAAAAAUACCUGAAAAAUCUACCGACUGUUAGUGUUAUUGUUCCUUUUCACAAUGAGCAUUGGAGUACUCUCCUGAGAACUGCCCAUAGUGUAAUUAAAAGAUCUCCCCCUGAAUUACUAAAGGAAAUCAUUUUGGUAGAUGAUGCUAGUACUAAAGAAUUCAGCAAAAAGAAGUUGGAUGAUUAUCUGGCUGCCAACUUGACUAAAGUACGAGCUAUUCAUCUACCGACAAGAAGUGGUUUAAUACGUGCUAGACUAGCAGGUGCCAAACUAGCAAUUGCAGAUGUUUUAGUAUUUUUAGAUAGUCAUACAGAAGCAAACGUUAAUUGGUUACCUCCUUUAUUGGAACCUAUUGCCCAAGAUUACAAGACUUGUGUUUGUCCCUUCAUUGAUGUUAUUCAAUACGAAACUUUCGAAUACAGAGCUCAGGAUGAAGGAGCUCGAGGAGCUUUUGAUUGGGAAUUUUUUUAUAAAAGGUUGCCCUUACUUCCAGAAGAUCUCAAGCAUCCCACUGAACCAUUCAAGAGUCCUGUUAUGGCUGGUGGAUUAUUUGCAAUAAGUGCCAAAUUUUUUUGGGAAUUAGGUGGUUAUGAUGAAGGUUUGGAUAUUUGGGGAGGUGAACAGUACGAAUUGAGUUUUAAAAUCUGGCAGUGUGGAGGUCAGAUGUUGGACGCUCCAUGUUCCAGAGUUGGACAUAUUUAUCGAAAAUACGCUCCUUUUCCAAAUCCAGGCAAAGGCGAUUUUGUAGGCAGGAAUUACAAAAGAGUGGCUGAAGUGUGGAUGGAUGAGUAUGCAGAAUAUCUGUAUAUGCGUAGACCUCAUUAUAGAUCCAUCGAUGCAGGAGAUUUAUCGAAACAGAGGGAAAUCAGAACAUCUUUGGAAUGUAAACCAUUCAAGUGGUUUAUGGAGAAAAUAGCCUUUGAUCUACCGCUCAAAUAUCCACCGAUAGAACCUGAUGAUUUCGGUUCAGGAGAGGUGAGAAAUGUUGGUACUCCUGAGCUGUGUGUUGAUGCAGGCUAUAACGAUAGAGACUCUGUUGUUAACAUAGCAAAAUGUACUAAGGGAACUUCGAAGAAAGCUGAUCAAAAUUUCACCCUUACGUGGCACAAGGAUAUGAGGGUUAAGGGUAAAUCGCUCUGUUGGGAUGUUUCCGAUCCUAAUGACAAAGCUGAAGUUACAUUAUUUCCUUGUCACGGGAUGAAGGGAAAUCAAUAUUGGAAGUAUGAUAUAGAGAAGCAAUGGUUCAUGCAUGGUACAAAUGGCAGAUGCUUAGAUUGUGACCCUAGCAAGAUGAAAUUGUUUGUACGUAACUGUGAUGAUACUUCCAAAACACAGAAAUGGAGACUUGAGAAUGUUAAUUUAACAAUGCUAGCGAACUGGGAAAAUAUUGGAGUAGCAUAAGUUUAAAGAUAUUAUAUUGAAAAAAAUUUCGAAAUAUUCAGUAUUUUUCUCAUUAUUCUUUAUAUGUAUAUUCAACCUUCAUAAAAAAUUAUUUAUGAAAAGGUUAGUUGUUAAUCAAAUUGUUUUUAUUUUAUUUAAUCAAGGAUAUGAUUCUGAUUUUCAUAUUUUGUAAAAAGCCCUAUUUAAUCUAAUUUUUCUAUGAAAUAAUUUCUUUGAAUAUUGUACAUUUCCACUCUUAUUUAUAUUUUUAAGUUUUUUACAUAUCCACUACAUCUUAAUUUUUUCACUUUAUUAUGAAUUUCUAUAGGCAAAAGGUAAAUGUUUGUUAAAAAUUUCUGAAAAGUUAGAAAAAAUUUUCUAAACCUUCAAAAUUUCUUGACAAACCUAAUUUUUUUUAUUUUUUUUAUCAUUCAGCAUUAAAAUAUGGUAACAUUCUGUAUGAAUUUUCAGAGCGAAAAAUUAAAUUGCUCUUUAAACUCAAGAAAUUAGUUUCUAUCCUGGACUGUAAGAGCCACCCUGUACUAUAAAAUAUCAAAUUAAAUAUGUGUCAUAAUUUGUUAAAGUUUAACUAUCAUUUUCAUUUGAAUAUUUUACUGUGAUAAUGAGGUGAAUGAAAAUUUUGCCAUUUUCCUGUAUAAAUAAAAUUGUAACAGAAAUUAAA